Messenger RNA from Aplosporella prunicola CBS 121167, 789 nucleotides. RefSeq lists its product as uncharacterized. NCBI's taxonomy places the organism in Eukaryota, Fungi, Ascomycota, Dothideomycetes, Botryosphaeriales, Aplosporellaceae. Gene Ontology annotation, biological process: tRNA processing. Gene Ontology annotation, cellular component: nucleolar ribonuclease P complex. The record is from RefSeq and is a predicted model, not a curated record. Bases 23 to 493 code for a protein of 156 amino acids. The transcript has a single exon.
CGUGCCUCGACACCUUUGAAAGAUGGCCAAAGCCGACGCCGGAAAGAGCCAGAAGGCUGUGCCCAACAAGCACCUCCAUUCACGCAUCUCCUACCUCUACCAGGCCGCCACCUAUCUAGCCAUUCAAGCAGACAAUGGAACUUCCCCACAAAGAGAACACACGCAACCGGCUACCCAUGCACAGACAAAGAUUUCGUCGCCAUACCAUCUCGUUUCCCACCUCCAGCUAGUCUCCAUGAAGGCUCAAGUCCGCCUCUCUCACCAAGUCAAGCACUCCAUCUGCAAACGUUGCAGUGCCAUACUCAUCGCCGGUAGCACCUCAUCCAGCAGAGUAGAGAACCUGAGUCGGGGCGGCAAGAAGCCUUGGGCAGAUGUACUUGUUGUCGAAUGUAAUGCCUGCGGAGCUCAGAAACGCUUCCCCGUUGGUGCUAAGCGGCAGCCCAAGAAGAAAGACAGGGUCAAGGUCGAAAAAGCAAAGCCGCUAGCUAUAUGACGCGCAGGCAUCGCGGUGGACUGUGCAACUGCGCGUGCGCACGCGGUUCGCAGAAGCACAAAAAUGCGGAGUGACGGUCUUAACUGGAGCAUAGGUAUGGAUGGGCAUAAGUUUGUUAUUUCCGUCGGUGUACGACCCUCGCCGUCUGAUUGGCGCUGUAGGAGUAGGAACGGUCACUCGGAAACUCCGUUCUGCCCCGUUGUGACUCGACCCAAAACCAUGCUGUCCUGGGAGUAAACCUUUUAACUCCUCACUUAUUUCGUCAUUAAUUCGAUUAAUUUCACGAUAACACAUGU